CCCCGCGGAGCGCUGCUGGGCCAGCUGGUCUGUGGCGAGCCGCGGACGCCGGUCUCUGUUCCGCAGGAUGGGGUUUGUUAAAGUUGUCAAGAAUAAGGCUUACUUCAAGAGAUACCAAGUGAAAUUUAGAAGAAGACGAGAGGGUAAAACUGAUUACUAUGCCCGGAAACGCUUGGUAAUUCAGGAUAAAAAUAAGUACAACACACCUAAAUACAGGAUGAUAGUUCGCGUAACCAACAGAGAUAUCAUUUGUCAGAUUGCUUAUGCCCGUAUAGAAGGAGACAUGAUAGUUUGUGCAGCGUAUGCUCAUGAACUCCCAAAGUAUGGUGUUAAGAUUGGCCUGACAAAUUAUGCUGCAGCAUAUUGUACUGGCCUGCUGCUGGCCCGCAGGCUUCUCAAUAGGUUUGGCAUGGAUAAGAUCUAUGAAGGCCAAGUAGAAGUGACUGGAGAUGAAUACAAUGUGGAAAGCAUUGAUGGUCAACCUGGGGCCUUCACCUGCUAUUUGGAUGCAGGUCUUGCCAGAACUACUACUGGGAAUAAAGUUUUUGGGGCCCUCAAGGGAGCUGUGGAUGGAGGCUUGUCUAUUCCUCACAGUACCAAACGAUUCCCUGGUUAUGAUUCAGAAAGCAAGGAAUUCAAUGCAGAAGUACAUCGGAAGCACAUCAUGGGUCAAAAUGUUGCAGAUUAUAUGCGUUACCUAAUGGAAGAAGAUGAAGAUGCUUACAAAAAACAGUUCUCUCAAUACAUAAAGAACAACGCUCCAGACAUGAUGGAAGAGAUGUAUAAGAAAGCUCAUGCUGCUAUUCGAGAGAAUCCAGUCUAUGAGAAGAAGCCUAAGAAAGAAGUCAAAAGGAAGAGGUGGAACCGUCCCAAAAUGUCUCUUGCCCAGAAGAAAGAUCGGGUAGCUCAGAAGAAGGCAAGCUUCCUUAGAGCUCAGGAGCGGGCUGCUGAGAGCUAAUAAACCAAACCACAAUUUUCUAUGAAGAUUUUUCAGAUAAAGACAAUAAUAAACUUAUUCACCAAG
Messenger RNA from Acinonyx jubatus (cheetah), 1024 nucleotides. Its product is annotated as 60S ribosomal protein L5-like. The record is from RefSeq and is a predicted model, not a curated record. Gene Ontology annotation, molecular function: 5S rRNA binding; structural constituent of ribosome. Lineage: Eukaryota; Metazoa; Chordata; Mammalia; Carnivora; Felidae. Gene Ontology annotation, cellular component: ribosome; cytosolic large ribosomal subunit. Gene Ontology annotation, biological process: ribosomal large subunit assembly; translation.